This is a messenger RNA of Linnemannia hyalina, 5577 nucleotides long. The record is from the annotation of a GenBank genome assembly. Lineage: Eukaryota; Fungi; Mortierellomycota; Mortierellomycetes; Mortierellales; Mortierellaceae.
AUGUCCUACUCUCCCUCACCUAACUCGCCUUCGUCUGGCCAGCCUCAGGCUUACCAACAACAUCAACAACGCCAACAACCAGGCCAACAACAACAAUAUCAACAACAGCAGCAACAGCAACAGCCAGGUCAACAUCAGCAUUAUCAAUACCAGCAGCAACAACAACAACACAUGCAGAGUUUGUCUGUUUGGUCGCCCAGUGUACCUGUCAAUGCCUCGGUCUCUCCUUUGCCCUCAUCCCAGGCACCCGUCCUAAUUUCUGGUCCACUUGACCUCAAGACAAGAGGACCCCACCCUAUCCUGCCUCCUCUUAAAAACACCCACCCUCCCCCACGCCAAAGCACCGGCCCUGCUCGGAGUGCUAGUCUUCGUCGCCAACUGUCCCAGAGUAGCAUCCGUCAACAAACCUCUUCUCCUUCCCCAAACCAAUCUUACAACAACUCUAAUGACCCCGAAAACAACUUUAACAAUUUCAAUCAGCAUCAGCAACAACAACAGUACUACCCUCAACAGGAUAGUGCCGAUUCCCGUCCUCCAUUUUCCCCGAGUUCAAGCACCUCCUCGAUCCAGUACUCUAACUAUGGUCGAGGUCCGUCCUCCUCACCCGGAAGCGGCUCGGAGGGAGGCAGCGGCAGCAGCAGGAUGCUGCCGAUGUCGCAGAAUGAUUCUCACCUUUCCCCUUCCCCGUCUCCUGGCCUCAGUCGAUCCAACAGCAGGAUCAACUACUCGUCCCCACUGCUGAGAUCCCACAGUCGGUCAGGAUCGAACUCCCCUUCUUCCCCUCCCUCUUCCUCGCCCUCGCAAUCUCCUCUGAAACGCUCAACCUCCAUCUUGAAAAAUGGCCCCAAAGAUGCACCUUAUCUCAACAGCAACAACGGUACGAAAUCCCAUCUCGAGAGCCUGAAUCAGACCUGGGAGCCUUCGGGACCAAGUCCGGCCCUUCCAACAGGCAGCUCGCAGAUGCCCACCCACAACGGAAGUCAACAUGCACUUUCCCAGUUUGGGUCUGCAUCCAAUCUGAGAGCAAAGGCCGCCGCUGCCGCCGCCGCCGCCGCUGCGGCUUCAACCCCCAACGAUGUUGGCUCCAAUACCGCCGGGGACCAAGAAUCCAAGGACAAUGGCGGGGCAGCAAUAACAGCUCCUACGACUGCCCCAGGCCAAGGGCCCAGUUCAACAAGUGCAUUCGAUUCCGCUACACAGCCGGCUUUGAUGCCCCACCAAGAGCUGAAGGACAAGGAGCUCGCGCACAAUCCCGUACGCGAUUCCGAAAACUACAAGGUCCUUGUUCCUCCUUCUCCUGUGGCCUCACCUCACAUCGGUCCUUCAGCAGGGUCUGCAGCGCACGCACAAGCUCAAGCAGGAAACAAUUUCAACUUUUUGAACUCGGACCCAACUUUGUCUCGGUCCUCCUCCAGGAGACGCAUGGCUCCUCCAAUCCAGGUGCCCACUACGCAACAACCCUCGAUGCUGUCUGGUGGUCCUCAGUCUGCUCUGUCCCCACAGUCACAGGGAAUCACCUCCCCUGUUUCGCCAGGACGCCGCCAUCCAUUCCACCGUUGGGAGAACAUGGCGCCUCCUCAACAUCAAGGUGGAGAGGCCAACAGCAACGGAUAUCCAGGAUCAGGAGGGCCACGUGGAUAUGCGCCUAACCGCGGCCAAGGACAAGGCCAGGACCACCAUGAGGAUGGUGAUUACGAGGAUGAGGGUCUCAACGACGAUACUGACGGCGAUGCACUCUCGGGACCUGAAGACCAAUCCCGUCGUCACCACCGACGCCAGCAAUCUGCGGGAGGUGAUGGCCCCUUCACACCUACUCGGUCGGCUCCUCAACCGCCCAACUUCAACGGUGGCGGCGGAGGCGGUGGCGGUGGCGGUGGCAACAGCGGCAACGGUGGAGUGGCCCCCAACUCGCGCGAGGCCGAGAUGGCUCACAUCAUGUACAUCCAGCAGCAGCAGGCCUUGUUCUUGCAGGAGAAGGCCAUGAACCCACCCCUGAAGAACAAAAGCAGUAACGGAAACCUGUCGGGCGGUAAUUCGGAUGGGUCCAAGAUCCGCCGCAAGGGAUCUCGUCAUCGCAAGCAGAUUUCGGUCAUCAGCGAGCCCAAACUGUUGUCCAGCACAAACCAGAUCAAAACUGUCCCCAUUGUGCGCCCCGCAGACCAGUCAGACAAUGAAGAUGCUGAAAACAAGUCGGAGUACACCAGCGGCGGCGAAGGUAUCAAGAACAAGGUCCGUCGUAUGCGCCGCGCCGUCCGUCAUGCUGCUAACGGCGUCUUCAACGAUGACGAUUCGGAUCGGGAGGACGGAUUGGGAUCCAAGAGCGAUGCCGAGAAGAAGGGUGGAUUGAAGCAGCUGAAGGCCCUGAAGAGCAAACUGGCCAAGAAGCUCCACCGUCCUAGCCAUGGUGGUACCUCUUCGUCAAGACAUGACCUCCACGGCGGUCCUGGUGGCGAGCACGGAGACGAGGAGGGUGGACGAGCCCCUGUCCAGUUCUUCUCCGAAGACAACCUCCGCGCCCGCUAUCUCGAGCAGCAGCAAGCUGGAGGACACAGUCUUGCAGCUGCUGGUGCAUCCAUCCGCAGAAGCAACACUACUCGUGAAAACACUGGCGCCACGUUCAACAGGAGGGACCCCUACGGAACCGGUGACAAGCAAGAGUACGAUUCUGGCAACGAGGGCAAGGACGGUGCGAUUGCCGAGGAAGGCCCAGAAACUGAGCUCACUCCACAGGAGGCUGAGGAUGCCGCCGCUGCAGCCAAGAAGGCCAAAAUGGCCAAGUUUGGCAGCAGGACGUUCGACAAGGAUGAGAUGAUGGAAGUCAAGGACGGUACUGGCGAGUCGUUCUUUGUCCCUCGCUGGAAUCUUGAUCCUAGGGCUGAUGAGUUGGGCUCAUCCAAGUCUGUCAUCAGUGUCACCUCGAGCCGGAAGUUGGAGCGUUCGGCUUCGAAUGCCACUGCGAUUUCCACCACCCCCGUUAAGCCCGCUUUGUCGAUUUCAGAGCGUUUGCAGGCCAGUAUGAUCGCUGAGCAGGAUGGCGAGAACGUGGCAGAGGAUGACAAGGUCGCCACUGAAUCCAAGGAUGCAGAAUCGGCAGCUGUCGUCGCAGAGGAUGCUGAGGGCGAGGUGACCCCAACUGGACCCAAGAAGCUUACCUGGGGUGAGUCAAAUGAAGGAACCCUUACAGUGGACGCCCAGGCUGACAAAGAGGCUGAUGCUGCCAUCUCUGCAGAGUCCGCCGACCAAGUUGAUCCCAAUGUAUCGGUCUCGUCUUCCUCUGGCCUGACCUCAAGGGCGUCGGUGAUGAGCGAGGCCUCGUCGAAUGCUUCGUCGGUUGCCGGUAUUGUGGUCGCUCAGGUCUUGACCCGUCAGAACUCGACGAGAAAGAACUUUAGCCGCCCUGCCGUUGGAGAGGCCAAGAAGCAACAGCAGCAGGAAGAGUCUCAGGAGAAGUCCGUUGAGCAGCAACAGCAGCAGGAGGUUCCUCAGCAGUUGGAGGAUGGUGCUGCUUCCACUCAGACGGACUCGCCUCGCCUUGGAUUGGGCAUCUCGCUCCCAUCGUCUGCAGCAGCGGAGAAGCCACGUGAGUCUUUGGAGGAGGUCAUGGCUGAUAUGGGUCAGUACCAGAAAUACCAAGGUGGAGCCCCUGAGAAGCAGUUGCCCCCUAUUCCUCAGGAUGAAUCUCCUCACAUGAAGCCUGUGGCUCCCAUGACGAUCCGCCCAUUGUCGCCCAUCCGCCGCACCACCGCCAACUCGACCGCAAGCAUGACAUCCGUCCUCUCGACCCCAUCUUCCCCACCCGCUAACCAUCGCACCAUCUCCCCUCUGGAUACGGCUGCCGUUCAACAGGAUGCGGAAGCAGUCCAAGCUGGUCUUGGUAACACCUACAACUACUCUGCCACUGUCACGGCCGCCUCGCCCACCUCCCCUACCAAGGCCAGCAGUCUUCGGAGCAACAUGUCUUUCAACGCCUUUACGCUCUCGCAAGGGCCUACUUCUCCUCUCCCCUCUCCUUCCAUCCCUACUGAUGCCACUGGUGCCACUGGUGGAGAGAGCCCUGCACCCCCAGCCAGCUCCUUCCCCUUGCCUGCUGUCUUGGCUCGUCAGGGAUCGCACUUGACUGAGCGUGCCUCGGUCCGUUCGAUGUAUGCCGACAGCAUCUAUGACUGCUACGAUUACGACUCUGGGUCCGAGUAUGACGCCCAGGACCCCUCAUUGAUUUCUCGACAGGAGUCCUUCCGCAGCCAGUUUGCCGAGCAGCAGGAGAAUGCAAUUGUUGCCGAGUCGUCCUUAGCUGUGCCCAUUGCACGCGUUCCUGAGGUUGUCUCCCGGAGGGUCGUUGAGGAAUCGCCUGUUCUGUCUCCCACUACCACUACCACCAAAACGGCUACUGCUAUGGCUCCUUUCAAGACCGAGGCUGAAUCUGUCGCCACUGUUGUUGUCUCUUUGAACAAGGAGGACGGACAGACUCAGACCCAGGUCCCAGAGUCUGUUGAAACUGGUCCUACUACCUCCAGUACUACCUCUGGUAUUUCGGGCUCUGAAGAACUCCCCGUCAUUCGCCUAAGAGGAGCUGCUGCUGCUGCCGCCGCCGGUGCUUCUGGCGUUAACGGCCAGAGCCGGGAUUCUCAAACUUUGAAGGAAGAGCAUCAUAUCCUCUUCGAGGACAUCCCCAAGGCUGUCCCCUACCGCAUGUCGAUAAUGACCACCGUUCCCGUCGACCCAGUCGGCGUCGCCGCCUCUCUCUCAGUCCCUCUCCUGGCAGCCGGAGGUAUUGCUGGUGUCAGCGUCGCUGGUGCUGGCCCCUCUCGUCCUACCCGCAACCCCAUGCGCCAGAGUCGUCACGGAUCGAUGUUGAGCAUUGGUGGAUCCAGUGAUCUCACUACCACCGACUCUUGGAUGUCGUCCUCAGUCCGCGAUACUCGUGAUGAUAUGUCUGGGUGGGAUAUCCGUGGCGAGCACCAUCGUCCCGGUACGGUCGACGAGAACGAGAGUGUUCGUCGGAUUAGCUUGAGUGUCAGCAGCAGGAGUGGCGAUUAUGAUGACCAGGAUGGAGAGCGGGCUCGUCGUCCUAGUGUUGAAUCCUUUAUGACCUCGUCGUCGCUUGCAUCUUCGGCUUUUCAGGCCAGGAGGAGGAGCUCUGUCCGCAGCGAGCGGACCAUGUCGAUCAUAACUGACAAGAACAGCUUAAUCAUUGAGGAGGAAGGUAGCGCCAGCAGCGACGAGUCCGACGGCGAGAACAGCAUCGCUCGCCGCGAUUUGAAGAUCCGCAUCAAGGGCCUCGAAAGCAGCGGCACCAGUGAUGCCGAGGACGAGCACGUUACCGGCUUGAAGGAUGGAGAGUCCCCCGAGGGCUCGGUCAUCAGACACAAGAAGCAGUGGUACAAGGAACGUCGGACCAGCGCUAGCAAGCGCGAGACCUGGGGAUCCGUCCAGUCUUCGUCCUCGUCCGAUAGCAACACGACUUCUUCGUCUUCCUCUGGAUCUUCGCAUUCCAACUUUUAUUUCAACGGUCGGUCCCCCUCCCCUUCGCCCACUGAGGAGACUGCCGCUGUCUCUACUUCUGCCAUGCCCUUUUAA